CGAGUCCGAGCCGGGCCCGCCUCCCGCGCGGCGUCCACCUCUCCGGCCAGGCCCCCUCCUGCGGGAUGGCCACGGGGCCGCCGCCGUCGCUGCUCUGCACGUGGCCGCCCGGCUCCCGACCGCCUCGCUUCGUGUGCUACUGCGAGCAGGGGGGCAGCGGGGACGGGGCCCGCGGCGGCUUCAGCCUCCACGUGACGGACGCGGCCGAGCUCUGGAGCACCUGCCUCUCCCAGGACAGCCUGGCCGCCCUUAAAGCCCAGCUCGGCCUGAGCGGGACUGAGGACAUCACCUCCCGGCUCAGAGCAGCCUGCCGGCAGCACACAGUGACUGUAAGCCUGCAAGAGGACAGAGCAUCCCUGACCCUCGGGGGGCCUUCACCACUGGCCUUUGACCUUGCCAAGGUUCCAGGGCCAGAGGCAGCCACCAGGUUGCAGAUGCUGACUCUGGGCCUGGCAGAACGUGUGUGCAGUCUGGAAAGGCAGCUUGCAGUUGUAGAAGAGACAGCUGCCAGCCCCAGGAAGAGCCCUCGAACAGCAGGACCUCAGUUCUUCCUGCCAGAUUCUGAUCCACAGAGAGGUGGCUCUGGACCUGGGGUCAGGAGACGGUGUCCCGGGGAGUCCCUCAUCAACCCUGGCUUCAAGAGGAAGAAACCAGCUGGUGGAGUCAACUUUGAUGAUCUCUGACGGUGUGACCUUGUUAGGAGUCUGUGAGAGGAGAGAAGCCUAAGACCCCAGCACCAGAGACUCUACCUCCACUGGCCAGUCCUACUGGGCAGGGCCAAGGCUGCCCCUCGGGUCUCAUUCCUAUCAAAUAAAUGGCUCCCUGGGGUGGA
Perognathus longimembris pacificus (Pacific pocket mouse) is the source of this 832-nucleotide messenger RNA. RefSeq names its product PAXX non-homologous end joining factor (gene Paxx). Gene Ontology annotation, molecular function: molecular adaptor activity. The record is from RefSeq and is a predicted model, not a curated record. Gene Ontology annotation, biological process: double-strand break repair via nonhomologous end joining. NCBI's taxonomy places the organism in Eukaryota, Metazoa, Chordata, Mammalia, Rodentia, Heteromyidae. Gene Ontology annotation, cellular component: nucleus; nonhomologous end joining complex; site of double-strand break.